Molecule: messenger RNA, 1905 nt
Organism: Nicotiana attenuata
Lineage: Eukaryota; Viridiplantae; Streptophyta; Magnoliopsida; Solanales; Solanaceae
Product: pentatricopeptide repeat-containing protein PNM1, mitochondrial
Exons: 1
Coding region: 98-1678 (526 amino acids)
Molecular function (GO): protein binding
Source: RefSeq, a predicted model, not a curated record
ACCAGCUUAGCUCAGAGCUGUAGCAGUAGCAGUAGCAGAGAGGGUUUAACAAUCCGCCAUAGCCGCCUCCCUUUCUCCCACAGUACAGACAGUGAAAAUGCGUAGACUCACGUCCCCAUUAACACGCCCCCACCUUCGAACACUGCUCCGCCGCUGUAUUUCUUCGUCGGCGACUAAUCAAUCCCACCACCUUCCCUAUUCCCAAGUCUCCCUUUCCAAAACCCACCUUUUCACUUCACCACUGCCCCAUGGCCCAUUUCCGUUUUCACUAUAUUGCACCAGUUUUAAACACUUUUCAUCCCAAUCUGAAGAUCCUGUAAAGGAUCAAGAAGAAACAAUUGCUCAGUCUUUAUCGUCUGAGCUUGUCAAAGAACUGGACUCGGAAUCUCUCUCCAUUCCAGAAAGACUAGAUCUUUCUUUCUCCCACAUAACUUUAACGCCUUCCCUGAUCCUUACCACACUCAAUCUUUCCCCAGAUGCUGGCCGAACUGUUUUAGGGCUUUUCAAAUGGGUUAAAUCCAAAGAAAGUUUCAAUCUUGAUGAUGAAGUUGUGUCUUACUUUGUGGAUUAUUUUGGGAGGAGAAAGGAUUUUAAAGCUGCAAAUGACGUGCUUACUGAUGGCCGAGGGGUAACCGGCUUUAAGACGUUUGAGUCCAUGGUUGAUAGGCUUGUACGGGCCGGGAGGUCCACUCAGGCAGUGACAUUCUUUGAAAAUAUGGAGAAUGAUUAUGGGUUAGUUAGGGAUUUGAAUUCUUUGAAGUUGGUUGUUUCUAGGUUGUGUGAGCAUGGUUUUGCUAGUUAUGCUGAGAAAAUGGUGAAGAAUUUAGCUAAUGAAUUUUUCCCUGAUGAAUAUGUAUGUGAUAUGUUGAUAAGGGGUUGGUGUGUUGAUGGGAAACUUGAUGAGGCCCAGAGGUUAGCUGGGGAGAUGUAUAGAGGAGGGUUUGAAAUUGGUACUGCAGCAUAUAAUGCAAUUCUUGAUUGUGUUUGUAAGCUUUGUAGGAAAAAGGAUCCAUUUCGGCUUCAAUCCGAGGCAGAGAAUGUGUUGGUGGAAAUGGAAGAGAAGGGGGUUCCUAGAGAUGUGGAAACCUUUAAUGUGUUGAUCACUAACUUGUGUAAAAUCAGGAAAACGGAGGAUGCUAUGAAUCUGUUUUACAGGAUGGGGCAAUGGGGUUGUUCUCCAGACGAGACGACUUUUUUGACACUUAUUAAGAGCUUAUACCAGGCUGCAAGGAUUGGAGAGGGUGACGAAAUGAUUGAUAGAAUGAAAUCUGCAGGUUUUGGGGAUGCACUUGAUAAGAAGGCCUAUUAUGAAUUUUUGAAAAUAUUAUGUGGGAUUGAGAGAACUGAUCAUGCUAUGAUUGUCUUUGCAAAGAUGAAAGAGGAUGGUCGCAAACCGGGGUUAAAGACUUAUGAUUUGUUGAUGGGAAAGCUGGUUGCUCAUAAUCGUGUUGACAAAGCAAAUGCCCUUUACAAGGAAGCUGAGAACAAUGGAUUGCCAGUUGAGCCAAAGGCAUAUAUGGUGCAUCCUAGAUAUGCAAAGAAGAAACCUACAGCCGUGAAGAAGGAGAAGAAGCGAGAGACACUGCCUGAGAAAAUGGCUAGAAAGAGGACAAAGCUAAAGAAAAUUCGCCUGAGUUUUGUGAAGAAACCUAGGAAAAUGCAGCGCCGAGCAUAUUGAUCCCUUCUGUAUCUGAUGAUUUUGAGAGAGUUUUUCAAGUGGUAUGCUGAAAAGUUUUUCCCCCUUUGUUUUGAUAUAAAACUAGACAACAUUAGAAAUAAAAUCUUUGAUUCGCAGCUGCGCACACUCCUUUUUUCUUUUUGCUUUUAAAAUUUUUAACUGAUGAACCAAUUUAUAUUUUUGUAUCUCAUGAAUCCAUUUUCAACAUAAGAUCCAACUUGCUGUCA